Molecule: messenger RNA, 1359 nt
Organism: Wallemia ichthyophaga EXF-994
Lineage: Eukaryota; Fungi; Basidiomycota; Wallemiomycetes; Wallemiales; Wallemiaceae
Exons: 2
Coding region: 1-1359 (452 amino acids)
Cellular component (GO): mitochondrion
Molecular function (GO): GTPase activity; GTP binding; magnesium ion binding
Source: RefSeq, a predicted model, not a curated record
AUGACGCUACGCAAGACGCUCAACGAAGCUGCGAUAAGACUGCGAGUCGAUGGCAAGCGACGUCAUAAAAGAUUCCAAGAUUUCCACGUCGUCGACGUUAAGGCGGGCGCUGGCGGCAACGGCGCUGUUGCCUUCACCAAGACGCCUACGGGAUUAGGGCCGCCGACCGGUGGCUCAGGUGGUUCUGGUGGCUCUGUGACUUUCUCCCCCAACGCCAAACUGAACAGCCUCCACACGAUCCCAUCCAAGAUCCGCGCUGCCAACGGCGCAUCAGGCAGCGGGGAUGGCCGUUUAGGCAAGCGUGGGGCUGAUACAGUCAUCGAUAUCCCCCCAGGCACCGUUAUCCGCGAGCUGUGGCGGUGUGCGCCUCCGCCGCGCGAAGACAGGAACUGCAGCCAAGACGAAGACACACUCACGCAAUUGCGUAGAGACAGGGCUUGGCUACACUAUCCAGGCAUGGAGGAGGCUAAUUCCACCCACCCUCUCUUCCUCGACGCCGACAAAGAAUUGCGUAGGAGUGAAAAUCUGCAGCUGAAACGCUAUAACCCACAGCACGAGCAGGAGCACGCACUCGAAGUGGAUAUAUCCGAUGAUAAGUCCCCUCAUCUCAUCGUCUCAGGUGGUCUCGGCGGUGUCGGCAACCCCGCUUUCGUCACCCAUCAACACAGGUCACCCAAGUUCGCCCGCAAAGGCCAGCCGGGUGGACAUGUCAAGCUGAGUCUCGAAAUGAAGCUUCUCGCUCAUGUCGGACUGGUGGGACUGCCGAAUGCAGGCAAGAGCAGCAUCCUCGCUGCUAUCACCAGCUCCAAGACCAAAGUCGCCAACUACGCCUUCACGACGCUCAAGCCUGAGAUUGGUGUCGUCGGUGCUGACGGUGAGGGUGAAGGUGAGGGCGCUAAAGAUGCACUCACACCCUCGCACAGAUUCACUAUCCUCGAUAACCCCGGCCUGAUUGCUGAUGCGGCGCUCAACAAGGGCCUCGGACACACUUUCCUGCGCAGUGUCGAGCGCGCUCUCGUGCUCGUGUUUGUUGUCGAUCUUUCCUCACUUCACCCCCUCACACACUUGCACACCCUGAUACACGAACUGAACGAGUACAAAAGCGGUCUGGCCAGGGCUGGGACGGUGAUUGUCGCAAACAAGGCUGAUUUACUGGGUGGUGAUGAGCAGCAGAAUGCACAAGCCAAACACCGUCUCUCGCAGUUUACAGAUGGUGUGCAGUGUUUAAUCGAGGGCGGCACUCUCGAUCCGUCUACUACCAUCAUACCUAUUUCAGCGAAACAUGAGGUUAAUUUGGAUAAGCUCAAACGGACACUUGGCGAGAGAGUGAGACGGAGGCAAGUGGAGGAGGUGAGUUAG